This is a messenger RNA of Metopolophium dirhodum (rose-grain aphid), 8804 nucleotides long. RefSeq names its product bridge-like lipid transfer protein family member 3B. Bases 251 to 4111 code for a protein of 1286 amino acids. Lineage: Eukaryota; Metazoa; Arthropoda; Insecta; Hemiptera; Aphididae. The record is from RefSeq and is a predicted model, not a curated record. The transcript is spliced from 19 exons.
UGCCAGUUGCCAGCACUCCAUAGUCCACACGACGUCCUCUCGACAGGCGUGAGGCGUUUAGUAACCACUACAACUUAUAAAGUCUACAUGUAUAUAUUAUUUCAAAUUUGUACAGACACUAAAAUGUUAUUCGUUUGUAAUAUUAUGGUAUUAUACAAUCAAAUAUCAAAUAUGUGAAUAUAGCCAGUCGAAUUUUACAUUUUUGUAUACUAGUUAUAGAAAAGGUAUUUAAAUUUGUCAAAUUACAGAAAUGGCUUCGGUUCUUAAAAAACAAAUUUUAAAACAACUAUCGAGGUUCACCAAAGGCUUGAAAGAGGAAGACAUAAAUUUAAGUACGUUUAAAGGAGAAGGUGAAUUGACGUCUUUGGAACUUGAUGAAAAUGCUUUAAUGGAUGUAUUAGAUGUACCGUAUUGGGUACGAAUAACCAGUGCCAAAUGUGACAGAGUUUUCUUUCAGGUUCCAUUCAUGGCCAUCAAGAAAGUUCCUAUGUCCUUGACUUUAGACAAAGUUUCAGUUGAAAUUGAGACUUGUGAUAAUGUGGAAUCAAUGGCAAUGAGGGAAAAUGUACAGACUGUACAACCAGGAAAAUAUAAAUUUAUAAAUCAAGUUAUUGAUGGCAUGACUAUACAAAUUAAUGAAGUUAAUAUUACUUUUAAAGAUCCUGCUUUCCAUGCUUCUGUUCAGAUUUUGAAAAUAUUAGUUCAAUCUAAGUCUCCUAACUGGGAGUCUACAAAUCUUAAGACAACAAGACUAAAAAAUGAACAGAAAACGCAAAUAUUGAUAUUUAAAGAAUUGACUUGGCAGAUGAUACGAAUCGAAUUAUAUUCUACUAAUGAUCGAAAUAAACCUCCUAUUAAACUAUUCACUAAUGAUAUAAUUUGUCGGUUAACUAUUAAGAAGAGGCUUUCAGAUUGUUUUAUUUUGGGAUGCAAGUUAGCAAUUUUAAUUGAAGAGUUAUUGUGUGUUUUUACUGAUUCUCAAAUGAAAGCAGCACUCCAUUAUAUAGAUUCAUUAGCUGGUGUUGUAAAAAAAUCAACAGAUCUUUCUCGCAAGAAAAAAGCAAUUAGAAAACUAGAAUGUUUACCUGAAUAUCAAGCUCAAUUAGAUCAGGAAAAGAGAGGAAAAUUUGUUUCAAGUUCAAAAAGUUCAUGUUUAUUUAGUUUUCAUGAUGUAAUUGAAACAUCAUAUCAUUUUGUUGCACAGAAAAUUAAUCUUCAUCUUAGUGAUGAUCCUGGAAGUCGUUCAUUACAUCCAGAUUUACAAAAAGGUGGUUCAAUACAAAUUGAAGUAACUUGUUUUCAAGUUGAUCUAUAUCCUUAUCAUUUGGCCGAUAGUGAUCGAUUACAUUGGGGUCUUUACAAAAAAGCAAGUUCAUCAUUUUUUCAGUGGUUAAAAGAUUCUCAGUCUGAAUUUUGGGAAAAUCUGUGUACAUUAACGAGAGAGAAUUUCCAAAUUCCUGACAUUCAAAAAGGAAAUGUUACUAAAUAUUUAAAAGCUCAAUAUUCAAAGCUGAUGACCAGUUGCACAGUUCUAAGAAUGUCUGACUUUGUUGUAUAUAGGGUCCAGUCAGGGAAAAAACAAGAUCAGAUUGCUUUUAUUAAAGGCGAUAAAGAACGACAUAAAUUACCUCAUGAUUCUAAAGUAAUUCAUGCAGAAUUUACUUAUUAUUAUUAUCCUGGAGAUGUGGCAUUCCCUUUACCGCCAUCAAAAUUUUAUGCACAAUUAAAUCCAGUACAAAUGAACUUUGACGCAUUAACUGUAUUAUGGUUAAAUACAUUUGCAUUGAAUGUUUAUAAAUCAUUAAUGACUACAAAUGUAGCAAACCAAGAUAAUUUAGGCAAUAUGAUAUAUUUUGAUAUACUCGUUGAAGCAAUUAUGCCUCGUUUUAUAUUUGAAGAAGAAAAACUUUGUAAUAAUCAAAAGGAUCGUCCCAAAUCAUUAAAUUUACAAACCAGUCGAGCUACUUUGAGUAAUGUCCGUAGUAAUGAACAUGGCAUGUCAAGAUCUGAUUUAGCUAAUUGUGUUAAUGGUUUGCAAUUUGCAUCUCUUUUCUAUUCUUCUGAAUAUCCAGCAAAAGAUGGAGAUUAUCAUCCUGUGACAGAAAAAUUAUUAAACCAUGCUCAAGAUAAUGAUGAUGUGCGAGCAUACCCAGAUAAUAUAACAGUUUUUUCAUUAGAAGAGUUCACAAAAGAAUUAAGCCAAGAACUUUUGUGGAUCGAAGCUAAAGAUAUUUGGUGUGUGCGAUUAGAUCCUGUUUGGGGUGAUUUUUAUGGUGCCAGAGCAGUUGGAUCUACACCAGUACCUUUUCUUGAAGCUUUUCCCCUUACCUUAUGGGUUCAGCCACCUACUCUAACACAAAAAUCUGAAGUUUAUAACAGGAGCUUAAAAUAUGGUGAUAUGACAGUGUUAUGUCAUGUUCCAAAUUUAAUCAGCAUACAAAUCAAUCAUUUUCAAUAUCUUUUUCUUUUGCGUGUGGCUGAUGCAGUUGAUGAACUGGCUACAUAUAUUGUUGCUGAUCAACAUAGCAUAGUGGGAAGUAAAAAGAGUGGAUCAUUUGUAUUUGCUGCACUAUUUGCUCAAGUUGAAAUAACAUUUGUCACUAGUGCUCAGUUAGAUACAUUGGGCAAAUCUGGAGGUGUUGAUGAUGUAAGCUCAAGUGUUGUGGCAGAUUCAUCAAGUAUAGCAACUCAAAGUGGUCAUAGUGCGCAAUUGAGCAAUAAUAUACAUACCGCUACUUAUGAGGAUGUUGGGUACGUGUACGAUAUGAGCCAAGCUUUCAGAAUACCUAUGGCUAUAUCUGGAGCCAGUUCUAAACGAAAAGAAUUUAUGUCGCAAAAGUCAGCUUCUGUUGUGUAUGAUAAUGUCAAAGAAAUGUCUCAAAUAAAAAUGGCAGAAUCAAUUACGUCAGAUAUUAAUUUACCAUCUUUCAAAGGCAUGAAGAAACGUUGGUUUAAUUUCGGAGCAUCUGUUGAUAUUGCAGGAAAACAAAAUAUAGACGAUUAUAGUGAUAAUGUUUCAGUUAGAUCUGAUAUGAGUUCAGAUAGUGAAAGUUUAAUGGACUUGAGCAUAGACACAAAUGAUGGUGCUGAUGUAAUGUUUAAGUUUCCUUCAGCCCAAAGACCAAAAGGUGGAUUUAUUAAAAAUAUUGAAAUGGCUUCUGAAGCAUUUGAUGAUAUUUUUGGAGGAGGAGAAUUAACCCCACCAACCACUUCUAGUGAAAGAGAUUCAAUUGGAAGUUCUAUAAAACGAAAAGAUUUGAUUGCUAUAACCACUUUGAAAUUUGGACGAGUUGAAAUUUUACAUCAAUCAGAAGGUCUCAAUUCAGUUGUUAAAUUACAAGUCACAAAUGUUAGUACAGAAGAGUGUCCAUAUAUUCCAUGGGAUGAAUUUCAGGAUAAAUUUACAACCAGAACACGGGAUUGGAAUGAAGUUGAAGGUGUCGCAGGUUUACCACAGAUACCUAGGGUAAUGGUUCGAUUAGAACACAAUAUUAUGCCCCAACGUGAUGAAAAACUGAUUAAUUUGGAUGAAUGGAAAAAUGACAAUCUUACUGCAAAGAUUAACAAUGUUUCUUUGUCAUUGAAUGCAAACUCGUUAACCAGUUUAGCGGACUUUUUUGUUGACGAACAUCCAUCAAAAUCACUACCAUUUGAGGCAACUAUUGAAAACACGACGAUUAAACUAUGUAGUCCAACCCAGAAUGAUGCUUUACAGGAUGAAACAAGCUUAAAACCAACAGAUACAGAAAUUCGUCUUAGUAGGUUAAAAGUCAAACGCACUAAUGAUGGUUUAGUUUGUGUGGAACCAAUAAAAGAAAAUUGUGAUAGUCCUGAUAGCAGUAAUCAGCUAAUAGAAGUAAUGGAAGAAUUUAAAAAAGUUACUAUUGAAAAUGAAUACCUUCAUAGAAAACUAGGUACUCUUGAACGAUUAAAAGAAGAGAAUUUAGAAUUGCGUCGGUUUCAAGAUGAAAACAGAAAUCUAAAAAUAUUGCUAAGUGAGGCACAAGAUAACAUUAGUAAGUUGUUGGGAGAAAAACAAACUCUGUUGGAUCAGGUACAUGUUUUAAAAGAACCUAAGACUAAUAUGAUAGUGACUUCCUCGAAAAGAUAGCGUACGUGUUGGUGCUUUACUUGCACGAACGAUAGAUCACCAGUAUGACUGUUAUAAAACAAGGUUUUGUAUUUAUAUUGUUGUUUUGUGUUAUUGUUAUUUGAUAUAUUUUUUUUAUAUAGUAGUAUAAGCUUGAAAACAUGGGUGCAGUAUCUGAUUAUUAAAUGUCAUAUUCUCCAUGAUCUCAAAAACAAAAUGAUUAAAAGGUUAAAAGUAAUUCAAGUAACAACAUCCACAUACAUUUCUUUUCAUUGAUAAGUAAUUGUACUUAUUAUUUGAUGCUUACAAUUUGCAAAUGUGAUAUUGUUGUGGUAGCAACAAUUAAAGAUUUUUUAUAUCUACAUUGGUUGCAAAAUAUUUUCUUUUAAUUUUCUCUUAUGCAUAUCAUAUGUUUAUUUAAAUAUCUUAUAAUUAAGAGAAAGGUAAAAACCCAGAACAUUUGUGUUUUAUGAAUUAAUUUUGUGUCUCCAUCCUGUGUGUUAUAAGUAAACAUGACUGGUAUGCAUGCUUGUUUUAUUAAACUAUUAAUACUGGUUUGAACUGAGACAACCAUACCUUUAACUAUUUGUAGAAAUAAUGAUUCUGCUAUUAUGUUUAAAAUAUUUUAGCUUAAAAACUUUUCUGGUUCAUUGUUAAUUAGGUAAAAGAAAAAAAUAUGUACAGUGUUUAAAAUAUGAAUCGAUUAAGUGAAGUUCUUGAAUUUUCUGUGAUUUCGAUGAUAAAUAUCAUAUAAUAUAUUAUAGGUACUAUAUACAUUAUACAUAUUUUAUAUCUUACACUAUUGUGUGACAAACUGUCAUCACAAUUUGUUAUAUAAUUUUACUUUGCUGGUUUUAUUCAUCUUCAUAUUUCUAUAAUUAUUUAUCUAUAUUGUAUAUACAGGGUAAUUCUUUUUCCGAUCUACACUCAUUAUCUCAAACAGCAUUAAUGUUUUUGAAAAUAUUUACAUAACUUUAAGUCGUUAUAAAACAUUAAAAAAAAUAAAAAUAUUAUAUUUUUAAUUACAUAUUCUAAAGUAGAAUAUUUUUACAUAAAAAAUAUUCUGUUUUUUUUUUUUUUGUUAUAAAUUCAAAUUACGAAGAAAAUGUUUAUGCUUUUUGAGAUAACAAUUAAUCAUUAAUGAGUGUUUACUGUUAAAAGAAUCAACCAGUAUAUUGCCAAUAAAACUUGGAUCUAACCAACUUCUGUUUUUAAUUAUUUUAGUAUUGUUUUUAAUUUUAAGCCAUACAAAGGAAUGCUUACAUGAAUAAUAAUUAAGAUUCAUAUUUUAUUAAGUAGGUUUUUUUCAUAAGACUGUUUCAUCUUAUUUACUCUAAAUUAAAUACAAAAAAACCAAAUUUGUUGUGAUUAAAAUUAUGUUAAAAUGUUUUAAGCAUUGUUGUUUCUUGUGAUGUUAAUUGUAAAAUAUUACUCUAUAUUAUUUAAUCAUUAGAAUAUUUAACUUCAUUAAAUUACAAUAUUACAUUAUUAUAUAGCAUGUCUUAUGUUGUACCUAUUUGUAAUAAAAAACCAUCUUUCUCUAUGACCCCAUUACUUUAAAAAAAAAAAAUAUAGUGUAUUGUGCUAUGUAAUGUGGUGCUAUACUACUGUUAUUAUUUCUAUAAUAUUCUUGUUUAAUAUUUCAUUCUAAUCAUAUUUUUGAUAAUUUUUCAUCGACUAGUAGGUAUCAAAUGUCUAUUACCAUUAUGUUUUUACAUUAUGACCUGACUGUCUAAAGACAUUUGACCUUUAAUAUUUUGAUUAAACUGUUUAAUUCUAACGAUUAAAACCUAUGAUUAAUUAAUAUUUUUACAUUUUUAGCCUAAAAAUUUUACUGAACUAAUUUCUUAUUCCAAUAUUUAAAGAAUCAUAAUUUUUUAUAAUUUAUGAGGAUUUUUUUUUGUCCAAAAUAAGCUUUAUUUAUGUUGAGGUGAUAUAACGUAACCUAAUAUACAUAAAAGAAUUUCAAUGUAAUUCACCAUUUAAAAUUAAUAUCUUAUAAUACUUAUGCCGGGUUUUUAGUGAACCAUUAAAUUUAAUAAAUUAUUUAUGUAACCCAGCAUUAAUCUAUUAAAACUUUACUGAAAGAUUAAAAUUAGAUUUAUAUUUGAUAGGACUGUCUAUUUUUAAUUUAUUUUAUAACCACUGAUCAUUAUAUUAUACAAUAUUAACAAUAGUAUACUUAGGGCCAGUUGUACCAUCCACGGUUAAACUUCGAUUAUGCUUAUUCAGCUGAUAACAGAUAUUUAACCGGGCAAAUUCAGCCAAUUAAACUCCGGUUUAACUUUAAUCGAAGAUAGUACAACUGGCCCUUAAGGAUGUUAAGUUUAAUAUUACUACAUGAUACAUUUAAGGAAUGAAGAAUUUGAAAAUUUGAAAAUACUAUACAUAUUAAAUAUAAGUAAAAAUGUGGGUAGGUACUUAAAUAACAUGUUUUUUUUUUUUGAGAAAUGAAAUGAACUGAUUACCAUUUUUUGAUGUAUACCUAUUAAUAUAAAAUAUAUGAUUUCCAUGCUUAUAAUAUAUUAGACUGGUUUGAAAUUGGGAAUGGAUAUUCUUUGACCCCUCCCUACUAAAUAUGCACACUGUAUACACUACACAUAAUUAUAUGGAUGUCCAUGUUUGUAUACAUUUCUUAUUUAAAAAAGAAUAUCAUUCAAUAUGUUUUACUUACCUUAUAUCUUAAGUACAUUUUUUUUUUAUUGUUAUCACUUAUUAUGAAUCAUAUUAUGAUUUCCACUCAGUGGCUGUGGGAUAAUUAAUUUUAAAAUAAUUUUCAAAGUUUACUUAUCUUAGAAUUUAUUUUAAUCAAAGUAAUAAUUACUAUAUUAUAUUGUAUCUAUUAGUGUUAUUUUAAAUCUUACCGCAAUUAUUACUUGACUUUGACUUACCAUUUCUAUUAUACUCUGGCCUCUGAUGUUCGCCUAUUUAUUCAUUGUUUUAUAUUCAAUAUUUUGUUAUUAUAUAUAUUUUAAUUUUAAUGUAAUUACAUUUUUUUUUAAUAUACUGUUAUUACGCAAAUUCAAAUUUUGUUAUAUUAUCAUUAAAUACCGGAUUUAUAUGUUUUUACAUAUCGUUACUGGGUCUAUGCAGUCUUAUGAGAGUAAAAAAUGUGGAUGAUUUGUUCAAUUCUGAAUGCAUAGAAAAAAGUUUUUUUUGCAUAUUUGAGAAUAUUUUAUGGGUUAGAGAAUAUUUAACUCAUUUAGCAUAUUUUGGAAUAUUUCGUAAAUUGUGAGAAAAAAUUUGUAUUUAUUUUUAAUUUUAAUAUUACGGUACCCAGAAAAAAUUUUUUUGAACAUUUACAAUUUUUUAUUUUAUCAUUUCCAACUCUUACUAAAGUGCAAUAAUUUUCCAUUAGAAUACGAAACUUUAAAUACCUAAUAAUUAACUCACUAUUAAUAUAAAAUUGAAAAAAAAAAAAAUUUUAAAUGCAUAUUUAAGUAAAUAUAAUGAUGUUUAUUGAUUAUUUUAGCAUAUUUUUUAAAUUUUUAAGAGACUAUAAUGAGAAUAAUUUAAGGUUUUUUCGAGAAUAUUAGCAUCAUAUUUAAGGUAUUUUAAGAGAAUAUAAAUCCAGUCUUUAAUUAUCAUAAUUUUAAAAAGAAAAAAACCUUAAUUAUUUGAGUCUACAUAUUUUGUUGUGAAUUCUAUUUGAUAAAAUUGUAUUGUUGAUUUAGCACAUAUAGUAAGAGCAGUUGUUACCAACUAAAUAAUCUAUAUUUAAAUAUAUAAGAUAAUUUGAUAUUGGUAUGUAGCCGUGGACAGAUAUCUUCGAUAGAAAGCCAAACCCCAGUAUUGUUUAAACCAGGAUUAAAGGUACCAUCAGGACUUUUUUGAAUUGGUAUUUUAAUGUUAAAUAUAAAUAGAGGGUGGGGAAGGGUUAACACACUCCGCUGUAGUCGUCAAUCUAAUAAUAUAAUGAAAUAAAAUAUGACAUAUGUUAUUUUAGAGGCACUCCGUAAAUAAAUUGCUUACAUACAGACGAAGGGAGAUGUUACAACACAAAAACACCCCAACCCAAUAAACAAUUAUUCCUAGUUCCUACAGCUAAAAGCAGUAUGUCAACAGUACACACAGUUACUGCAUUCACAGAUAAAACUCGACACAUUUUUUUUUUCUUUUAUUGAACUUAAGCCCGGCAACUAAGGCCAUUAGCUGUUGUAGGGGUUAUGAACUGUGGUAGAGGUAAGGUUGGUACGGUGGGUUGUUUUUUACGGUUGUUACGGUAGGUAGCAAACAUGUGUAUGUGUGGCAAGGUAUUUAACUACUAUGAACCCGGGUGGGUCACCCAUCCGGAAACUAGUAGCUGUGGCUGUUACUUACUUCCAGUCGCAUUCCGCGACUGGUAGCAGCCAACACACCAUGCCAAGCCACUCAACACAUUUAAUACGUUUACUGUAGUAAAUAUUUAAUUUAGUACAUGUAUAUGUAUCUGUUUAAAUAAUAUCUGACAGGAUACUGGCUGGGUAUUGGCCAUUUAUAAAUAUAUAAUACACAUUUUACCAUAGUUGCAAACUUAUUAUUUAUUUAACAAAUUAAAAUUACCACUUACCAGUUAGAUUUAAUGUAUUUAAUUCAAGUGGCACACAUUCAUAAUAAUCAAAUGCGGGGUUGUACUAAAAUUUAAUAAGCAACUAUACUCUGUCCAGUGAGAGUAAGCGCCACAGGUCAACAAAAAUCGGUUUUAUUGCGCAUUCCAGGCAACACCUUGCCAUAC